AUGAUUGGAAAGCCACCGCGGACUAGAAAUAUCGCUCGUCGUAUCUCCAACACCGCCUUAAUUAAUGCGUCAUCCUGGGAUAUUAAGAUGCAUUAUCAUCUACUGGGACUGGUUUCAGACAAAUACACGAAGCUUGUGUUGCAGGCACCAGUGCCAUUCAACCCGUUCCAGUUGGAUGUCAAGAAUACCUAUCUGUUUGACUACUUUCGAUGCACUGCGUCUCGCUCAUUAACCACCUUCGGCCAUGACCCCACAAGCAUGGGAAACCUGUUGAUUCGGAUGGCCUUGGCAAACAGCAGCCCGUCUUCUGCCGCAGUCCUUCGCUCCCUUCUUGCCCUUUCAUCAUUACAUCUGCAUGGCCUGCAAGGCCAGGCUGGUGAGCUUAAACUCUCUGCACUGAACGCGCUCGCCACUGCAUCGAGGACUAGUAUUGGUCCCAUGGAAACAGCUCAGCAUGUUGCUGCUGGCAUGCUUCUAUGCUCGUUCGAAAUUCUUCGGGCAUCGUGCACUUCAGGCCAAUGGCGAUGUUACGUGGGAGGUGUUAAGAUGUUUAUAAAUGCAUCGUGUUCGGGUAUAUCGGACAGGGAUAGUGACUUGAAUAUCCUGCUGGACUGGGUAUACUAUCAUGACGUUUUGUCGCGAUUCAGCGGGCUGCAUUGGCGUUCCGAAAAGGACAUGGAUAUUCCCCCUCCAUGCUCAUCGGAGUAUCCUUGGAGAAGGGCUAUACCUUCGACUGCCUCCAGUUUCGGUACAACGGUUCAGCUGCUCUCAGAAGUCUGCGAUAUCGUUGCCGUGAGGCCAUUACAGACGGCCCCAGCCGAGCAGCUGAGUCAGUAUAUCGCGAACGCUCAGAUCCUAGCGUGGAGGAUAAACAACAUCCCGGAAGAUGAAAAUACCAUCAAUCCAAAACUUCCUAAAAUGACCGAAUUAUUUCAAUUAUCCAUGCUUAUUUAUCUCAGCAGAGCGACUGGAAACCUUUUUGAACCUCCAUACAUGACAGAACAACGCAUUCGUCAUGCUCUUGCCAUGCUCUCCGACCUUAAUACCUGCGAACGCCAGUUCCCUUUGUUCGUCAUUGGCUGCGAAGCGCGCACGGAUGACGAACGGGGCAAAGUGCUCGAUCUCAUUGAUAGAACCGAGGACUCUACGUCGUCAAGGUCUCUUUUCCUAGUCAAGGAAUUGAUCAAGAGCAUCUGGGUUCAGGAUGAUCUUGCAGACAGGGAGGUGGAUUAUAUGGACAAGCUGACUUGGUGUGGCCUUUCGAGACACGCGUUACCAUGGUUGGUUCCCCGGGAGAUCGACCAGAGCUUCUAUCGAUGUCCGUCCUUCGUCACGGGAAAUCUUUUCUUUGUGUUGCAAGAUUCGGAAUGA
This is a messenger RNA of Aspergillus affinis, 1371 nucleotides long. RefSeq lists its product as uncharacterized. Gene Ontology annotation, biological process: positive regulation of transcription by RNA polymerase II. Gene Ontology annotation, molecular function: DNA-binding transcription factor activity; transcription cis-regulatory region binding. Bases 1 to 1371 code for a protein of 456 amino acids. NCBI's taxonomy places the organism in Eukaryota, Fungi, Ascomycota, Eurotiomycetes, Eurotiales, Aspergillaceae. The transcript is spliced from 6 exons. The record is from RefSeq and is a predicted model, not a curated record. Gene Ontology annotation, cellular component: nucleus.